UAAUCCCCAUUUUAGGUAUUAUGAGAAAGUAUUUCCCACAAUACCGUCCAUGUAGGAUGAGUUUUUAAUUAUUCUUUUUUAAUAUAACCGCCAUAUGAAAUGGCGGUUUUGUUUAGGAAUCUGAACAAAAUCGCUAGGUGAAAUGGCUAUUUAGAUGAAUUUUAGUUUAUUUUUAAAAAAAAAUUAAUUUGAAGCAAACCGCCACUUGAAGUGGCGGUUUUAUACCUGUACAAAACGCCAGUUUCUGUUCUUUUCACUUCAUUUCAUUUGCUUCGUUUUCAAGUGGCUGCCGGUUGUUAUUUAAAAAAAAAUUCUUCAAUCCUCAUUUACUUCAUAUUCACAAUUCCUCUCAUUCAACUAAAUUAAUCAACUACAUUCUCAUCUUCUCCUUCUUUACUUGUUCAUUUUCAUCAUCAUUUAUGGUAUUAAUGUAAACCCUAAUUUAUUUCAAUUUGCAAAUUGAAUAUUUUGUUGAUUAUUGUUGUCAUUUGAAGUUAUAAAUACAUUGAUUGUUUGUUACAUUCUCUUGAUUUCAUGAUUUAAGCUUACGUUUUACACAUUUGUAGUUGAAUUUUAUGAUUUGGUUUGUAUGCAUAUAAAGUGUUUGAUGAAAUGCUUCAAUGAAAGUUUAUUACUUUGUUGGGUUAGUUUAAUAGUUUUAGUAUAUAUUCAUGGUAUUUUUAGCUGUAUAUUUGAAUUGAAAGUUCUAAUGAGUGUUCUAAUACCUUAAUAUGAGAAAAUCUUGUAUUCACAUUUACACUUCCCUUACUCAAUUGCUCUUUUUUUUCUUUUUUUUUUUUUUUUUUUUACUUAUUAUGCUUAAAGAGUUCUUCAAGAAAUAGUUCUCCAUUUUCGACACUUUAUUCUAGAAACAUUUCAUACCCAUUUCUAAAAAUCUACUCAAUUGCUCUCAAUUUUAUUCAAUGGAUUAGGGUUCUUCAACAAAAUUAGAAAUUCUCAUCAACAAUUCUUCAAGCUUUUUUCCCAAAUGGCAUAAUUCGCACAAGUAAUGCAUAAUUAGGGUUUGUCUGCUCUAAUGUAAGUCUUUUUCCUUUAUUGCAUAUGUUUUUGGUUGAUUUUGUAUUAAUCCUAUUAUUAUUUGCAUGUUUAGGCUAGUAGUUAUGAUUCAUUCACCUUGAAGUUUUGGUAUGGGGGUAAUUUCAAAAAGAAAGGGGUAGAUUUGAGUUAUGUGGGUGGGAAGUGUAAAACAUUGAAUAUUGACCCAGAUAUUAUUUCUUGGUUUGAUUUGGAGGAUUUAGCUGAGAAUAAUGUUGGUGUUAAGUAUGGUCAUGCUUUGUACUACUUGGUGCCUAACAACUCUACAUUUGAAGAAGGUUUACGUAGGAUGAGUGACGAUGCUUCCGUUAUGGAAAUGGCAUCAAUUGGAUCAAAAAUGAGGGAUGUUGUAGUGUACAUUGUGAACAAAGAUGAUGAUUUGGUCAUGGAGGUCAGUAAAAAGUUAGCUUCUUUAUUUAGGGGUAAAAUUGAAGGUGAAAAGAAAAAAUUAACACCUAGGAGGGCACAAAAGGAAAAGGGAAAAAGUGGUCCCUCAAACAAUCCAGAUCACACAAUUGAACAUACCCCUAGUUUAACCUCUGAAAAACAUAACCCUUAUAUAACCUCUCAAAACCAGAACCUCUCAAAAUGGGCAUUAGAAGAAGGUGAGGACAGGGAGGAUGAAGAAAAUGAUGAUCACAGUAAAGGUGAUGAUAGUGAGGAUGAAUCAUAUAAUGUGAGCAGUGAGCUUGAUGAUAGUGAGAGUGAGAGCUAUAUUGUCAGUGAAGAGGAAUUUGUAUCUGAAAAUGAGGUUGAUGGGCAAGCACUGAAUACUGUUAGAAAUAAUAAAGUUGUAGAUCCAUUGUCAGAUUAUGAGGGCAGUAAAGGUGAGUUGGGUCAAGUUACUAAGCACACAGAGUUUAAGAAAUUCAAAUGGUUUGUUGGGUUAAGCUUCCCUAACCCUUUAGCCUUUAGAGAUGCAUUGAAAAAUUAUGCACUUGUUUAAGGUAGAAAUGUUAAGAUAUGUGUUAGUGACAAAAAAAAGGCAACAAAGGCUUGGAGUUGUAUGUGUUAGUGGUUGUCCAUUUAAGCUAUAUGCUAGUUGGGAUAAAGGGUUAGCAGCAUACAUUGUGAAAUUAGUUACUCCACAGCAUACUUGUCAAAGAAAUAUGGAUGGUAAGACAGUUGAAGUCUUCAUGGGUUGCUGAGCAAAUGCUAUAUGUGUUCAAAUCUAGACCACAUGUGCCAUCUUCUGAGAUUAUUGAUAUGGUAAAACACAAUUACAGAGUAAUCAUUAACAAAGAUUUUGCUUAUAAAAUUAAAAAUUGUGUUCAUAGGAGACUUCAUGGGUCCGUGAAGCAACACUACAACAAGGUCAUGAGUUAUUUAAAGGCUUUGAGAAGAGCUAGUCCAGAGAGUUAUUUUUCUAUGGUCACUAUAUCAGAUUCAUCCACUGCUAUUUUUCAAAGGUUUUUUGUGUUAUUUAAAGGGUUAAAGGAUGGGUGGUUGAAAGGGUGUAGGAAAGUUUUAUGCAUAAAUGGUUGCUUCAUUAAGACUUUUUUGGGUGGGAUGUUAUUAUCAGCUAUUGGUAGAGAUGCAAACGAGCAAAUGUUCCCUUUGGCAUGGGCUAUCGUUGAGGGUGAGAACAAUGAGUCUUGGCAGUGGUUUAUAGCUGAGUUGAAAAAAGGGUUAUAUGCUACAGAUGCCACCGAUGGAGCUGGAUGAACUAUAAUUUCAGAUGAGCAUCAGAGUAAAUUGAGGGCAGUGAAUUUGGAGUUACUUGAAGUGGAGUACAGACAUUGUGCAAGGCAUUUAUAUGCCAAUUGGAACAAAGUAUUUAAGGGUGAGGAGUUAAAAUUACUCUUUUGGAGGUGUGCUAAGGCUUACAACAUGCCUGACUUGUUUGACGCAAUCAAGGACAUGGAGGAGGUGAAUCCCUUGGCAGCAGAGGAAUUCAAGAAGUUUGAUGUGAGGGUUUUCUGUAGACCAUAUCUGAAAAAAGAAAGUAAGUGUGGUGGUUGUUAAUUAGCAAUAUGGUUGAGACCUUCAACAAUUAUAUUAUGCGAACUAGGUCGAAGCAUUUGAUUGACAUGCUCAAGGAAAUAAGAACUAUAUUAAUAAAGAGGUUGGUGACGAAGAGAGAAGAGGCAAACAAAUGGGCAGGGUUAUUAUGUCCUAAAAUUCAAAAGCUUUUAGAGAAAGAAAAGGGGUACUUGAAGGAAUUCAUUUUUGAUGAAUUUGAAGGAAUUUUACAAAAUUUGAAGUGGGUUUAAUUGAUUUUCUCUCACCUAAAUUUUUUGGUUAAAAAUGGGGUACUUCCAUGCAUGUGUUCUAAGGAGGAAGAAGGUUGUUUUAUAAAGAAGAAGGGCUCUUUUAUAAAGAAGAAGAGUUGUAGAAGAGGUAGCGGCUAGCGGUAAUUUGCAAUUGCCGGUUUAAGGUUGUAGGGUAUGCUGGCAGCAACAAAACGUAAAAGGUUGGAUUAUUUAACAAUAAGUCAAAGGUCUGAUUAUUCCUAGUAGAUGACUUAAAGGUUAGAUUAUUUAUAUCAAUUUUUCUACAAUAAAAUACUCAUCCGACGCCUUUUUAUUAAUCCUAACAUAAAUAGUACUCCCCUGUGAAAUUUUUAUAAGGAAUGUUCAUGAAAAUUGAGAAAAAUAAAUUUUUUAGAUAAUGGAGGUAUUAUUUUAUUGAAUAACAAAUUUAAUGGUGAUAAAGGUGGGGAUUAUAAAUCAUAAAUAUUAAAAAAUAUUAAAAGAAAGUGGAAAAAAUAUAGUAACCACCACAACUAAUAAAAAAAUAUUUUUAUAAAGUUAAUGGAACAUAAGAAAUAUAAAAAUGUAGAAAUAAAGUUACUAGAAGAUAUGUGGGGAUAUAAGCUUUAUUAAAAUAUCAAAAUGAAAAUGAGUAAGGUUAUUUUUGUUCAAAAUUUAUAAUUUAAAUUGAAAGAUUCUUUACGGUACCAACAAAUGAAACAUCUCCCAAAAUGAAAAGUGGGAAUUUCUAUUUUUUUUCAACUACAAUAAAAAAGAUUCUCAAACAAAGAAAGCUAGUGACUAAAAUGAGAGGGUGAAAUUCGACUUUGAGAAGGGGCAAGUUCUUAAUCAGAGCCGCCUAUGAGUUCCUAAUUGCGGGUGAACCUAAGGUCAGUUAGGGGAUAUCAUGAUCCGAAACCGUGCUACCCCGAGUGCGUAUGGCUUGCUAUGCAAAACUGCUUGGCUACGAAAGAUCGGCUAAUCCGAUGGAUGACAGAUUGUCAUUCAGAUUGUGCCUUGUGUAAUGGGGGAUCUGAGUCUUUGAAUCACCUGAUGCUCAAGUGUCCAGAUGGCAGAGAGAUCUAUGAUGGUGCGUUUAGCUAUUUAGAAAAAGUUUGGGAAGUGGAUACCUUUGAGGAAGAAAUAAAAUUGAUAAACAAAAUUAAUCGUAAGAAUACAGAUAAAGCGAAGCUGAUUGUGAUUUGCUAGAAUGAGAUGAUCAGUGGUAUUUGCUUCAGCGCAACCAGAUUAUGUUUGCUUCGAAUACUCCUUUGAUUUCAAAGAAAAGUUUAUAAUCAUAUGCGAGAGUUACUUAUUAGGUGAGAGGAUUUUGUUUGUGGUGGGCUUGCCUUUUGUGUAGCUUUCUGUUGGUUGUAGUCGGUUAGUCUGCUUUGCAGGGAUGCUUUGCUUGGAAAUUGGAAUCAUAACAAGCCAAGCUUUUUUUGUACUUCUCCUUUUUGGUAUAUAAAUAUACUUAUAUUUGCCAAAAAAAAAAUCCUAAUCCUCCUCAUCCCACCCCAUAGUUUAAAUUUGUUGCCCUACCAAAUUUGUACAUUGCCCUAUCAAAUUUGUCUAAUUUUUAUUUUAGUUUAUCCUUUUAAAUAUGUUCGAUUUUUUUAUUUAUAGUCAUGACUUAUAUUUUUUCGUUAAUUCUCAUCUUCACAUUUAAUUAUAUUUCAUCGCAUCUUCCACUUUUCCAUUAAAAUUAAGUUUUACCUUUUGACUCGCUUAUCUUUAAUGCCUUGGAGCAAAUUUGAUGGGACGGUGAGGGUAUAUAAGAAGCUAAAAAUGGAAAUAUUUAGUGAAAAAUAAGUAUUAAUUAUAUAUUAUUUUUUGUGUGAUUUAUAUUAAAAUUAUAAGAUAAUUCUUAUUUGUAAAUAAAGUUAAUGCUUAUUUGUUGUCAUAAGGGUUGUAUAUAUCAUUUUCCUUUUAAUUAUCAUUCAUACAUUUUACAUCUCUUUAAUCUAACUAUCAUUCACGUAAUUUAAAUUUUUUGUCUUAUUUUCCAAACUAUUAAAAUGCUCUUUGAUAUUUGUGUUAAAUAUCAAGUAGCAAAUUUUAAGAGACACAAUAUAUGUUUUCACAUGUUAGAAUUGCUUGUUGGUGAAAUUAAUUUAGUAAAGCUCAAAUCUAUGGCGCCAUGGAAGAUGUUUGGUUGUGGCGUGGUUCAAUUGGGUUGUUUGACUAACUGAGAACAUUACAUUUUGUAGGUUAGUUGUUAAGUCAACUAUAUAAGUUUGAUAUUCAUGGAGAUGUUUGCAAAUUACAUUGUUGAUUGUUAGCAGUUUAUUGGAAACGUCAAGUAGUUAAACACAAUAGAAAAAGUUGUCCAUAAUAACUUUUUCAUUUUUAGCUUAAGUCGACUUAAAAGUCCUUAAACAUUUAUCACUUCUUCCUCAAGAGAUACAUGAGAAUUCAUUAUAUUUUAGAGAAUUAGACUUGUAUCUCAACCCUAUUGCUUUGAUAGGUCAUGAGCUCAACAGCUUAUGGCUUUACUUCCAAAUAGACUUGGUUAAUGGGACGGGUCAGGACGAUUUAAGGCGAACCAAUAGAUGUAUUUGCAGGUAAUGGUUAAAUAUAUUUAAACCGAGUCGGUGGCUAACCUUUUAUCAUAGUAGGAAUUUUAACAAAAGAUCUAAAUAUACAAUAAACAUUAAUGAAAGUGUAAGCUUAAACAUUACAAUUUAACAAAAUUUAACUACAAAGUAUACAAAUCAAAAUAAAUCUCUAGUACUUAGCUUUGAUUUGAACAAAAACAACAAAAUUCUCGAGUUACAACACAAAAAUUUUGUCAAUAAGGCGAAAAAGACAAAGAUGAUGAAAACCUAAUAAAAAAGUCAAAAGCUAAAUAGCCCAGUCCGACAAGUUCCCUCGAGGAGAAUAUAAUGUUUUGUGCGCUAGCCCAAUCCCUUAGGCCAUUGUUGAUCGGGCAGCCAAGCCGGCCUAGCCCAACAGCAUAACCAUAGUCCUAUCCCACACACGAGUUUGCCUAGAGCCUAAAGUGCCUGACUGCUUGGACGAAUGGUUUUCCAAUCGGGCGGCUCUAUACAAAGUCUAUAACAUCGUUUUCUCCCUUUCUUCAUUUUAUCCGCCUACCCCUAUGAAUUUAUUUUUACGUUUACUUCUAACAUGCCCUCUUUUCUCCUAUUUCGGCCUUUUUCCCUACAGAGCCCACAUAGAAUAUUACUUUGAAACUUUAGAAAAUAUGAAACAAAUAAGCAAAAAAUUGUAAAAAAAGUCAAAUUAUAGCAAACUUUUGAAAAUAAUUCCCAAAGUAAGCAGUUUUUUCCUAGACUUGAGGUUUGGGGAUGUUCGCACUGUAACAACGAACAAAGGCAGAGGAUUCAAAAAAGGCAAA
Amaranthus tricolor (Joseph's coat) is the source of this 6606-nucleotide messenger RNA. RefSeq lists its product as uncharacterized. The transcript has 2 exons. The record is from RefSeq and is a predicted model, not a curated record. Bases 1346 to 2002 code for a protein of 218 amino acids. Lineage: Eukaryota; Viridiplantae; Streptophyta; Magnoliopsida; Caryophyllales; Amaranthaceae.